UAUAAAAUGAUUCGAUGGAGAGUUAUACUAGGACAGUGUGUUUAUGUCGGACUGCCGACAAGUGCUUGCGCUGCCCCUCCUCAUGCUAGUUGUUCCAGGCUGCUCUUGUUAGCUGUAUAUUCUUGCUUCUUGAAAUUGUACGCGCUCCGUUGUUUUGUGGACUUUAUCCAAGUUCGUAUUCAUCGAGAUGGCUACGUUGUCGAGAUCAUGUCAGCUUCUUGUAGCAGCGGUCCUCAUCGUCGCCACGUUCGUCAGCAUCGUGGAAAGCUCGAGGAACACUCGCCCCUACGCCAGGCCACGGGGAAGCAGUCGACACCUCGGGAAUCUUCGAUAUGGGACGGAAGGUCGCCGAAGGUCUCAGGACCCGUUCAGAACUCCAGGCUUCAUCCCCAACCCAGCACCUGAGCUACCAUCAGCCACACGAGUCAAGAACGCAGGAAACUGGUUCCAGAACUUCAUCGCCAGCAAACAUGCCAGCAACAACCCGCCCAACUCAGGCCCAGAGCAUUCAACCGACCAUGGUGCUGGUGACCAGGAAAAGGUGGUCGUACGUCCACCUAUCAUCAAAUCAGGAUCCGUUGUCACUAGCCCAACCAUCACCAUGAUUUUCCUUGAGACCAUUGAUGCCAGGAAGAGGAAUUCAUCAAGAUUUCAACAACCCACACAACCUGAGAGAUCUCAAGAGGAGGAGGAGGCAGUGACUGACGAAGCUACCACACUCCCAAGUAACCCGAGACCAAGUAGAAGAGCAUUCACUGCUGAUGAACUCCGUAUUCAGUGCGGAGGACCGAACGAAGCAGGCCUUACCGAUGAAUGCUACCGAUUCGAACUGCCCGCCGAUCUUAACAACAACGCCGUCGUUAUCAGCGGUGCGGUCGUCCUCUUGCCGGCGGGAAACCGUUUCCCUGCUCCCCGUCAGAGAACCGUCCAUCACAACGUCACUAUCGUAGCUAAAUUCCCGACAUCAGGAGAAUAUGCCUACAGAGAGAGUAUUUCUGUCCAGAACAUCUCCUACGACAUACCUUGGAAAUGGAAGAGUGCUUCCCUCCCACAAGGCUCUUCCCUCGUUUCUCGCGCACUCCAAGAAGACAACACACUCCUUCUCAAACUCUCCGUCAUCAGCAAUGACAACGGACAACCAACCACCAGUAAUUUCAUCCCAAUGGAGUCCAACAUGCUUCCCGUGCUGGUGGUCGACAUCGAAUUCAAUGGGACGGAUUCGUCAACGACCUCAUCGACGACGACGACAGCGACAUUGCGUACCACACAGGCCAACGUGCUGGAAAGACAAUUACGGAAGCGAAGGACAGUACUGCGCGCCACAGAAGACACUCCACCAAACAACACAGUGACAUGCUCCGGGUAUCCGGGAUGCUGUCGUCGGACGAUGGAUGUUUCAUUCUCCGAUCUGGGUUGGAGUUGGAUGGUUGCACCUCGAAGACUUACAACGAGUGUUUGCAUCGGAUCGUGUCUCGCACCAAACAUGACCUUCGAAAGCUUUAUGGUCAAUCUUAUGCAGGGCCAUGGGCGUCCAUCGUCAAGAGAUGAGCGCAGAUGCCGUCCGUCGCGCACCGACCAUUUCGACGCGCUCGUGAUCAACGAAGAUGGCGACAUCCAAAUGAUGAGAUUGCCCGACUUCAUUGUCCGCGAAUGCGCAUGUGCUGAAAAUCAGAGGGAGACCAAGGUACCCCCUGUAGCGCCGACUGAGGGUAAGCACGUGUAGGACUCCUUUAAGAUGCGCACGUCCAGAUAAACGGGUAUUUUUAUAAUUCAUAAUCUCAUUUUGAUAGCCACCCACUGUAAAGAAAAACAAAAGCAGGGGUGAUUA
Molecule: messenger RNA, 1828 nt
Organism: Strongylocentrotus purpuratus (purple sea urchin)
Lineage: Eukaryota; Metazoa; Echinodermata; Echinoidea; Camarodonta; Strongylocentrotidae
Exons: 4
Coding region: 188-1723 (511 amino acids)
Biological process (GO): SMAD protein signal transduction
Cellular component (GO): extracellular region
Molecular function (GO): cytokine activity; growth factor activity
Source: RefSeq, a predicted model, not a curated record